AUGGAUGACCAGAGGAAACGUCCAGCCGCGGCGGAGACGUCAAAUGUACCCAAGAAACGCAAGAUCCGAAAAGGAACGCAGUCUUGCUGGGAGUGCAAACGGCGUAAAAUCCGAUGCACCUUUACAGCACCCACUGACAUAAUUUGUGAUGGGUGCAGAAGCCGUCAAACCAGAUGCAUCAGCCAGGAAUUUCCCGAUGAGCUCGCAUUGGCAAGCAGAGUUGACCGGCUUGGUCGAGUAGAAUCUUUAGUCGAGGAACUGGUCAAGCGAAGCGGUGUUGAUGCUUUGAAUACGUUGAGAGGCCAGUCAGAUCAAGCGAACACGCAGCCAGUGGACUCAGUUAAUAACAAAAAGCAAGGCACUAAUCAUGCUACUGAAUCCCCGCAACAUCACCCUGCUCCCAACUCGGACCUGCAAAAUCAACUGAGCAGUGAUUUUGACGAUCUAAGCCGUGCUCUGAUAGCAGCAUGGCCUGAUCAGCAGGACCUCGAUAUUAUCCUAAGUGUACCAGUUGGAGUUUCGGUGUUGUUGCAUGGGGUGAUCUGCAAGUCGUAUUCUGACUAUUUCUCUGGGAGAUUUCCACCUCCGCGAUAUAUACUCCAGCUACCGGUACGAGAGUCGCAUCCGGUCCUCAUUGCAAGAAAGCUACUAUUGCUAGCAACUUUUUUGCAAGGAGUUCCACCAUGCUCUACUAGCCAACUAGACGGUUUGACUUCAAGCUACCAGACCGUUAUGUCUCGAGCGUUUACUACAGCCACCAGGUUGGUCACAAGUAAUGACGAGCUUAUAAAUUCACUUGAGGGACUCGAGUGUGUCAUGAUCGAGAGCAUGUACUUGAAUAACGCCGGCAAUCUUCGCCGCGCCUGGUUGGCGAACCGCAGGGCCAUGGUCGCGGCGCAGAUGAUGGGGCUACAUACAGGUACCGGGUCAUUAAAUUUGUUCCUCGAGAUUUCAACACAGGACCGUAUCGAUCCAGAUUACAUGUGGUUUCGUUUAGUUUGCUCAGACAGAUAUCUGUCUUUGAUGCUUGGUCUUCCGCAGGGUUCACCAGAAAAUACCUUUGCUAGUUCAGAUGCUCUGACAAACUCCAUAGCCGUGGAGCGUAUGGAACGUCUAGAGUCGAUUGCAGGCGGGCUUAUUCUUCAGCGCAACAGUAUCGAGAAAACUGAUCUUGUGGCAACGUACAAAAUUGAUAAAAUGCUCCAAGAAGCUUCAGAGUCGAUGCCACCGCACUGGUGGGCACUGAACUCCAAUCUUGCUACCAUUGUUGGCAACGAUGGAAAGGCAUUUGAAGAGUCGAUUCGUCUUAUGAAUCAGUUUACUCACUAUCACCUCCUAGUUCAGUUGCAUUUGCCGUAUAUGUUGCUGCCGCCUUCAAUCAACCCGAAGUACGAUUACAGCAAGAUGACAGCUGCCAACGCUAGUCGCGCGAUCAUAACUCAAUUCGUUGCCUUUCAUGAAUUCGCUUUAUCACCUGCGUAUUGCCGUGGGAUUGAUUUUAUUGCCUUUAUUGCGAGCACCACUUUAUGUCUUGCGCAUAUCGAAACUCGACGCCAGGACCAGAAUGACAUCAGUUGUCUCCAGUCCCUUCGACAUCAGCGAUUGAGUGAUCGAGGCUUACUGGAACGUCUGCUUGAUAUCAUGGAGAAAAUGGCUCGGGAAAAUAGUGGCGUCGUUGCCAGACAAAUCUCAAGUAUACUCGGGCCACUCCUUGAUAUCGAGGACAACUCGUUCAGAGGGAGCUGUUAUCAGAUGCGAGCCUUAGAGAAUGUUGAGAAGUCCCGAUGCGUGGGUCAAAUAAAUGAAGCUUCUGACGAACUCCGUAUACACAUUCCGCACUGUGGGACUAUCAUAAUAGAACACCCUUCUCAAUACGUACCACACGCAAGUGAUGCAGAUCGUGUUUUCGACGAGCCAGCUGCAGGUCGCGAUCAGGGAGAUGUGGAUUUCCGGCAAUCACAGCCGUGGUAUAUUGAUCCGAUACCCGGUCUGGAACUUGAUGUAGACGAUUGGGCGUUGCAGGGGGUUGAUACGGCACUGUUUAGUAGUUUGAUGCAGGGAAGAGAAAGUUAGGCAAUGCUAGGGUUAGGGCUAGAUAUACACACCCGUGGACCCUGCAUGUUCCUUCUCGCCGUACCCACCACUGACAUGGAUGGUAUCGUAUGAUUAUGACUUGGGCAUCAAGAUAGCACAUCUGCAACUAACUAGAUGAUUUUGUCCUUAUCAUGGUGAUCCAUCCAGGAAUCCCUGCAUGUCCAUAUCAUAUCUCGAUACCAACACUAGCAGAAAGUU
Talaromyces stipitatus ATCC 10500 is the source of this 2292-nucleotide messenger RNA. RefSeq lists its product as uncharacterized. Gene Ontology annotation, biological process: regulation of DNA-templated transcription. Lineage: Eukaryota; Fungi; Ascomycota; Eurotiomycetes; Eurotiales; Trichocomaceae. The transcript has 2 exons. The record is from RefSeq and is a predicted model, not a curated record. Bases 1 to 2073 code for a protein of 690 amino acids. Gene Ontology annotation, molecular function: DNA-binding transcription factor activity, RNA polymerase II-specific; zinc ion binding.